Molecule: messenger RNA, 5162 nt
Organism: Centropristis striata (black sea bass)
Lineage: Eukaryota; Metazoa; Chordata; Actinopteri; Perciformes; Serranidae
Product: guanine nucleotide-binding protein G(o) subunit alpha
Exons: 8
Coding region: 570-1634 (354 amino acids)
Biological process (GO): G protein-coupled dopamine receptor signaling pathway; adenylate cyclase-modulating G protein-coupled receptor signaling pathway
Cellular component (GO): heterotrimeric G-protein complex
Molecular function (GO): GTP binding; corticotropin-releasing hormone receptor 1 binding; GTPase activity
Source: RefSeq, a predicted model, not a curated record
GGAGCUACCGGGAGGCAGUAGUCACAGAGCGAGUCCCCGCCGCCGCCUCGGAGGAGCCAAACGGAGGAAAGGUGACUGAGACCCGCCGUGCUGGAAGCAGACGAUGAGAGCGCUGCUCACCGCCGCCAAGUAACACACACUACCGCCGAGAGGAGAAGAAGACAAGAACCGUUACCGUGAUUUACACACAGAUACAGAGAGACGGAGGACUGAACGGACCGGACGCACGGACGCACGGAGCACGCUUGAGAACCAAACUACUGCGGUGGCUACAUCGACUUGUGUCUGCCCUGUGGAUCAAACCGAGUGGAUCCGUUCAUUUAAAUGCUUUAACGGUGCCGUGCCCCCGGCUCGAGAGCGAGAGAGAGGGAGCAGCCCAGAGAGCGAGAGAAAGAGAAAGAGGGAUCGAAGCGCAGAGAAGGAGGAAAUUAACCAAGAACGAAAGAAAAAAGGCUUUUGCAAGCAGCUUUGUGUCCACGCACAAGUUCCGUUGAAUCCAUCGUCUGCUUGCUUAUUUUUCUGCCCUGGAUCCCGGUAUCGGUAACGCUCUCAAGCUGUGUUCACUAACCAUGGGAUGUACUCUGAGCGCAGAGGAGAGGGCGGCUCUGGAUCGGAGCAAAGCCAUCGAGAAAAACCUCAAGGAGGACGGUCUCACCGCGGCCAAAGAUGUCAAACUGCUGCUGCUCGGGGCUGGAGAGUCAGGGAAAAGCACCAUCGUCAAACAGAUGAAGAUCAUCCACGAGGACGGUUUCUCUGGUGAUGACGUUAAGCAGUACAAGCCUGUCGUUUACAGCAACACCAUCCAAUCUCUGGCUGCCAUCGUCCGUGCCAUGGAUACACUGGGCCUGGAGUACGGAGACAAAGAACGGAAGGCGGAUGCUAAGAUGGUGUGUGAUGUGGUGAGUCGUAUGGAGGACACAGAGCCUUACUCCGCCGAGCUGCUCGGCGCCAUGAUGCGUCUGUGGUCCGACUCAGGCAUUCAGGAGUGUUUCAGCCGUGCCCGCGAGUACCAGCUCAACGACUCAGCGCAGUACUACCUAGACAGCCUAGAUCGGAUUGGUGCAUCAGACUACCAGCCCACAGAGCAGGACAUCCUGAGGACCCGAGUGAAGACCACGGGCAUCGUCGAGACACACUUUACCUUCAAAAACCUCCACUUCAGGCUGUUUGAUGUGGGAGGUCAGAGGUCGGAGAGGAAGAAGUGGAUCCACUGUUUUGAGGAUGUCACAGCUAUCAUUUUCUGUGUGGCGCUCAGCGGAUACGACCAGGUGCUGCAUGAGGACGAGACCACGAACCGCAUGCACGAGUCUCUGAAGCUUUUUGAUUCCAUCUGUAACAACAAGUGGUUUAACGAAACCUCCAUUAUCCUCUUCCUCAACAAGAAGGACCUCUUUGAAACCAAGAUCAGCAAGUCACCACUGUCCAUCUGCUUCAGUGAUUACACUGGUCCAGACACGUACUUGGAGGGAAUAGACUACAUUAAGGGUCAGUACGAGAGCAAGAACAAGUCACCCAGCAAAGAGGUCUACUCCCAUGUGACCUGCGCUACGGACACCAACAACAUCCAGUUUGUCUUUGAUGCUGUCACUGAUGUCAUCAUAGCAAAUAACCUGCGGGGGUGUGGCCUGUACUGAUGAUUCUAUGACAUGUUAGCCAAUGAAUGACGGAUGCUUGAUUUGUGUUUAUGUAGGAGCAGUUUGUACCAAACAGGAUAUGUGGCCCAUUUCAGUGAUGAUAGCCAGUCAACUGAGGGGCGACAUCUCCAUGCUGCUUUACUCUACGGCUGGCCAUUGGUCCAGUCUGACUCUUAAGUAAUGCAUUGCUUGGGUGGUUGGUUGGUUGGUUGGUUGAGACUUCUUUUAAUGUAUUUGCCUUUUUACUUCCUCCUAAAGAAACACCAACAGCAAAUUCCCUUUAAAUUUGUGGAUUGUGGCAAAAUUAUGUAUAAUUUGUUUUGUUUUUUUCAUUCCCGGACAGUUUCAGAGUGCAAUUAACCCAUGCAGUAACAUGAAUAUGAACAGCUGUACAGAAGCAAAUGCAACUCAAGAUAGAACAAGCAAGCUAACAUUAUUUACUAGUCCAACAGCAAAAAUUUCAGCUCAGUGUCUGUCUUGGUAAGCCAGUCCGAGAUUUACCCUCGUUGGACAGCCUCGUGCUCAGUCACUUUUCUCUUCUUAUUUUCCAGCCUGUUCUCCCGUCAAAAAUGUCAAGAUAGAUCGUGUGUACAGGCAGCAAAAAACGAGCUAUGUCUGUAUUUCACCGGCCGCUGAUGCAUCCUUGCUGACGUAGUAGUGAUUGACAGCCGAGCUAAAUUUAAAAGGGUGAAUUCCCGCAUUCAGUUGGGGUGGUGGAUGGGUCGAACAAAUGGUGGACUUUCACCCAGGAGAGGCGGGGUUUGCGUCUCGUGUGAAAACAAAAGAAAACCAUUUUUCAACUUUGGUUACAUUGUUUAUGUAAGUUAGGUGAAUCAUGUUUUUGAACGUAAGUUACAUUUUUUGCGUAACUUGCUGCAGUCACGUGACCCUUGUAAUUACUUCAAUUCCAGCAUUUACAUACAUUUAUUUACUGUUUAAAGUGUCUUUUAAAACACCUUACCAGGAAGUUUUUUUGCCCUAAACCUAGAUCACUGGUUUUACAACAUUAAUUGAUUGAAACUGCAGCCUUUUACAACCACGGACCGUACAUGUGUGCUAUUUUUACGUAGCCAGCCGUAAAAGCUCCACCAGUCCAAAGCUCAUGUGCUAGCGGUAUAAACACCAACACUCCCCUGGUGCAGCCCUGGCAGCACGGCAUGGCUAACUGAGCUAGCUGACCGCAGCUAAUGUACACUUUGCAACAAAUGGUGGUUACAAUUACUGUAGCAACAAGUAAAGCUUUCUGUCCACCAGGAAAAUCGUAAAACAGUCUCUGCAGAGCAGCUAGAGGACAAUCCAGGGAAAGUCUAAAUCAGUUUUUGCCAUAAAAUAUGAUCCAGUUUCACCGAAAUCAGUGACAUACGUGAUGGUGUGUUAGUGCCAUAGAUCCACUUCUAGAUCCUACCCACCAAUAAUAGUUACACAAUGUAAGCACGGGCUUUUGGGGCACAUUUCACCUUCUUACAAAUCAGUCAUUUAAAGGUAAAAUUGUUACAUUAAGUUGUUUUAAUUGUACUGAAACUAGAAAUCUUUUGCCUGCCUGCUGUUGAAGUAUUGCAUAAUAGCUACAGUCAACUCUUAAGGGGUACCAGGUUCCUGUUUGUAGCUGCAGUAGUGCCUUACUCAAAGAACUAGACAGAUUGUUAAUUAAAUGCCAGGGUUCCUCAGCCUUCUGACAAACUGGUAUAAUAGGAAUCACUCCUCUACCCCAAAGUAUUUCUAAUCAUUCUCUUUGCUUCACACCUGUGCCUUAGCCACAUGAAGAGCCAUGUGAAACUGUAUAUAUAAGUAUGUUGUUUAACUUAACAGGGUCAAGUUCAGUUGACUCUUAGUUUAGUCUGAAAGACUUUAUUAUGUGCUUAAGAUAUUGAACUGUUGACAAGGUUAUGUCCUGCGAAGAAGAAAUGUAUCACCAAAAUAUUGCUUUUCUAAAAAUUUUGUGCAAAAUUGCUUUUUUUUUUGCACGCCUCCAUUAUUUUGUACUUGUUGUGUAAGUCGUUUUAUUUUGUUUUCUGAUGACAGUCCUGCUCUGAGGUAUGUGCUGCGCUGCAUAGUGUCUGUUCAGAUGUUAAGUCAAUCUUUCCAUUUUUUAAUUUCAUGGCAGAUACUCAAUGAUGUGAGAGAGAGCAGGGGAAUAGUUACUAACAGGGACAUUUCAAAAUAAGACGUGAUAAUUUAAGUUGCAAUUAUUUACUGAAAAAAGUCAAAUUAUAUUAUUAUUUUCUUCCUUUUAUCAUAGUCAUUUUGUUUAGUCGUCAUACAGCCCCGAUUCCAAAAAGGUUUAAAUGCUGAAUAAAACAGUUUGAUCAUUUUCUGAAAACUGUACAGACACAACAUAUUUAAUGUUCAAACUGAUAGAAUAUAUUGUUUAUUAAUAUACACUCAUUUUUUAAUUUGAUGCCUGCAACACACUCAGUCAGCAUUUAAGAGCUGAGGACAUUAAUUGUUCUAAUACGUCUAGAUAUAAUAAUGAUAAUGAUGAAUAAUGAUUAUUCAGCAGUUUAAUAUUGCCCAUUUUGAAGGUCCAUAUUAAACAGCAUGACUCCAUGUUAACAUUUAACAAGUAGGAAAAAUUAAAAACACAUUCAGCCUGUUGUGUCCACCACUGGCUUUAGAGAAGCAUCAAAACAACCUCAUGACACUGUCAAUACAGCAAAGCCUCACUUAUUAAAAACCUGGGGAAGGAGAGGGAUUAUCAGAGAGGACUGCUCAGAAUAUUUAAUGUAAUGAGACCAAGAGCAAUCCCACUUAUUAAACAUGACUGUUGUUAGGUUGACUUGUUCAGGUUAUAAAGGCCCAGUACGUCUAAUUUAAAGCCUCUAUGUGCAGGAUUUGAACAUUUCAGGCAAUGAUGACUCAAAGUGGUAGUUAAAAAUAAAAAAAGCAUUGUAGUAACAGCCUCAGUGAAUGAUUACUGAAUAAUGAAGUAACGCUUAAUUUUUGCGAGGUAAAACACCCACGGUGCCUUGAUGUUUGACCUAAUGUUUGUACACAUGUUGUAAAGGGGAGAAUCCCUUUACAAACAUGCCCAAUUUAUGCUAAUGUCAUGCAGGUUUAGGCAAAACCAUGCAGUUUAGAAUAGAAUAUCAUUUCUUUAUUGUCAUUGUCACGUGUACAACAAAAUGAAGUGCAUUAUUGUCAAUGCAAGAUUAAAAAUAAAAAAGCUAAAUGUAUAAAUAAUACAUAAUAGGCAUAUAAUAUAUAUAUUGAUAUAUAAGUUAUUGUGUGCACUGCACAUCUUUUGUAUUUGUCUUUUACGAAAUGAUGCGCUUAAAAAUUUCUGCAUACUUUCUGCGUCCUUAAACAGUCUUGAAAUUGCAUAAAUUGGGUAUGACUGAAAACCUGAGACUCAUUUUUUUUUUAACUUGACCUCAAUGUAUAAAAUGACCUGUUGUGACCUCUAAGAUAAUCACAACCUUAUGAAACUUAACAACCACAAACUUAAUACCUUGUAAUUUCAGAGGAUAUACAGCUUUCCUAGGCAAAUGUUCAGUUCGUGAGUUAACUCUCCUGUUAUGUUCAUUUUUU